UUGACACGCUCCUCACACACUGAGGCUGCAAGAGAUAUAAAGGGGCUCUCAAGGAAAACAAGCAUUCAGGCAAGCCUCUGAGUCUUCUCCACCCUGCUUCUGAGAGUGUUUGGGAGGAAACUCACUCUGGUAUCAGAUAGAUAACUUUUUCUUGUCAGAGAACCAAAGGGAGUGUGACAGACUGGAUACUGAGAAUAGAUAGGAGGAACCAGUAGCCAGAGAUCGUGAUUGAUUUUAAGAGUUUUCACUUGAGUUCUUUACCUAUUUCCCUUCAAGAACUUUUGCCAUCAGAGAGAAAACUCCACAUGAAGACAACUUUUUGUUUCUUCUCCUUCUCUCAUCUGUUUUUAUACUCUUUCCUCAGCCAGUCUCUAAACAAGGACCUGGGUCACCAUGGAAGCAUCUACUCCUACUCAUCAGGACAGCAAUCAUUCAUUUUUGGAGGAGCAUUUUCACUUUGAGAAAAACAUUGACUCCUUUGGCAUUACUCUGGCUUUUCUCUAUCUUGUGGUCUGUAUUGUGGGACUGGCUGGGAACUGCCUCGUUAUAACUGCAAUUUUGAAGCUGGACAAAAUGUCAUCCUCCACAACAGUGUAUCUUUUUAACCUGGCUUUGGCAGAUGGACUAUUUAUGGUUGGUCUACCCUUUAUUGCCAGCCAGUUCUUUCAGGAAUGGGUUUUUGGGAACAUGGCAUGCAAAGUGGUCAUGUUCCUGGAUGGCAUCAACCAGUUCACCAGUGUUUUCUGCCUCACAGCGAUAAGCAUCGACCGCUACAUGGCACUCACCAAUCCUCUUCGGUUUGCAUCUUGGAGAACUCCUCGCUGUGCCAAGGUCGUCUCUAUGACCCUGUGGUUUUUAUCCUUCCUCACCAUUCUGCCAAUGGCUUAUCAUUUCACUGCGCAUCAUGGCUUGUGCUCUCCAGACUUUCCUACAGAUACAUGGUCGCUUGGCGUCCUCUCCUACACCUUCGUCAUUGGUUUUGCCUUACCGUAUUCGAUGAUGACAAUCUCCUACACAGCUAUGCUGGUCUCCCUGUGGUCCAAGCAUAAUCACUGCUCCUCGCCAAACGACGAAGGCCGUAGACUCGAGAAACAGAUAACUAAAAUGGUUGUGGCAGUGGUGGUGGUGUUCGGCAUAUGCUGGCUUCCAUUUUACUUUGUUAACUUUCUCUCCUGGAGCCAAAAAACGUUCUUCUUUACUUAUGCCAGGGCUUAUGAAUUAGUAGUCUUGUUGUCUUAUUCAUGGAGCUGCGCCAACCCCAUCCUCUAUGCCUGUCUCUCAGACACCUUUAGGAACCACUUCCGUACCUUGCUCUGUCCUGGAGUGAAAUCCUCCUCUAGCAUGCAGUCCAGUGUGGACCGAAAUGACCCAAAUGUCACUUGUGUACUUGAUGUCAGUCCUCUAGCCUGAGCAACAAGUAGGCCCACUGAUAUGUAAUUUCUCAGGCAUUGUGUGAUAAUUUGACAAUUCUGUAAAUAAAUCAACCAGUAUGAAUACUUUUGAUACAAAGUUGACAAUCCUGACUAAUCUAGAUCCUGUUUACCUUAUGUUCAUUGCAUGAAAGAAUCCCAUUUUCUUUGCCCUAAGGAGCUUGUACAGAUUUCACUACUGCCUUGAGUCUUUUUAUUGGACUUUGUUUUUUUAAAGAAGUUAAAUAUCUUUAUUUCUCCUUGUAUAAAGUCUUUUGAUCAUUCUCCUGUUAGUAUUGCAUUGUGUCUGAAGAGUAUUUUAAUAUCAUGAUCAUAAUGAGGCAAAUUCAAAAGAUGUUUGAUGUAAAAUAAAAUGUAAAAAUGUUUACCAACUUAAAUAAUCUUUUAAAUAUUUUUCUCAGCAUUCUUUGUGUAUUGAUUUGCAUGAAUUUGAAAAGUAAACAUGUACCACCUCCUUGGUCUUAUACAGUAAACGUCUUGUU
Molecule: messenger RNA, 1912 nt
Organism: Cyprinodon tularosa
Lineage: Eukaryota; Metazoa; Chordata; Actinopteri; Cyprinodontiformes; Cyprinodontidae
Product: somatostatin receptor type 2
Exons: 1
Coding region: 394-1410 (338 amino acids)
Biological process (GO): neuropeptide signaling pathway; cellular response to glucocorticoid stimulus; regulation of insulin secretion
Cellular component (GO): neuron projection; membrane
Molecular function (GO): somatostatin receptor activity; neuropeptide binding
Source: RefSeq, a predicted model, not a curated record